Messenger RNA from Linderina pennispora, 2660 nucleotides. RefSeq lists its product as uncharacterized. The record is from RefSeq and is a predicted model, not a curated record. Gene Ontology annotation, molecular function: ATP binding; protein kinase activity. NCBI's taxonomy places the organism in Eukaryota, Fungi, Kickxellomycota, Kickxellomycetes, Kickxellales, Kickxellaceae. Gene Ontology annotation, biological process: protein phosphorylation. The transcript is spliced from 2 exons. Bases 59 to 2644 code for a protein of 861 amino acids.
AAGACAUACACAUUCUCCUGCAUUUGAACACAUUCGCAUUGUAAUUUAUCAGUCGACCAUGACUACCUGCAACAAUAUUGCCGAGCUUUCCUGGACUCUGUCAGCUCCUGCCGCCAGCAAGCCAGCCGCUACGGGUAUCAAGCGCAAAUUCUCUAGCUCCAUUUCAUCGCCAGUUAGCAAGUUCUCGCCACCAAAGAAGGCACGCUCCUCUAGCAACACAGUCUGCAUUGGCACCAAGCGGUCGCGCUCGAACUCUGAAUCAGAUGACGACGACUACUCGGCACAACCACCAGCAAAGAAGACACAAAAGGGUGAGAGCGCAAGAGCAUCCAUUUACCCUAAUGGCCGCUGGGUCCGGGCACUAGACCAGUCCUCAAAUAGCUGGAGCGACAAAAUAAUGGCCAUGAUGAGGGGCAACACGCCGAACAUGAACACCCAGCUGAGCCAAGGUAUGGAGUGGUGGAAUAACAAAGACGAGGUGUUGACCGAAGCCGACCACUGGGCCAAGGAACGACUGAUCCGUGAUGCCAACGGCGUAUUUGACAGUGUAAAGUCGAGGAAUACCAUGACAAGCAAACUGGCAGACCUGGUGUCGACUCAGGUCGCAUUGGAGCUGGAGCGCCGGCUCAGCCUAGUCACUGGCAGUGCAGCAAGCAGCGUCGAUGAUAUCCAGGAUACUCUCAGAGAACUUGCUUGCGAUAUCACCACCUGCCAGCAGCAGCAGCAACAUACACUGUUCGACAUUGCAGCAUAUAACAAGGCGAAAGACGAGAAGCGCGGGUCAACAGACAGCGCUCUUGCAGCGUUUGAGGAGUGGGUUCGCCCACCACUGGCUACAUCUACAGACAGCCUCGACGAUGACGACAUACACACGGCGAAGAAGAUACAUGAAUCAGCCAUGUCAUUCAUUCUGUUUGUCGUUCAACACAUCGACACCCUCAUUCGUGCGUUGGAUACGGGCCCUUUCAGCAGAUAUCUUGAGAGUUACUAUCAGCUACUUCCAUGCACCCGUCCUAGACCCCAGUCCAGCGGCAAUACCGACGCUUCGGAGUUUGAGGCAGGCAUCAAGUUUCAGCACGCACUUACAGGUAUCGAGCUACUGACUGACUUUCACAGCAAAAAUAUGGUGGCCCUUAUUGAAGCUCGAUCCGGCAAGACCCGGCGCACAGUUGACAAGGCUUACGCGCAGCUGAUGCAGAGGACACGCAGCAUCUACAGGAAUCAGCCCAACAGACGCUUCGCUUGGGGUCUGACCGUGUGCGACAAUGAGGUGCGAGUGUGCCUGUUUUCCAACGACGCGGCUUUUUCAUCGAGCGCUCUCGACAUGACAACAGCAGCCGGUCGUCGGCAGUUUGUCGAGCUGCUGGCUAACUUUGCACUGUGCGAGAAAGACCAACUCGGGUAUGACAGAGGUAUCCUCUGGAACCCUGAGCACAAAUGCUGGACCGUCGAGUGUCCUGAUGCAGCAGAAAAAUCGUCGAGCCCUGCAACAACAAAAACGUACUACUUCGACAAGGUGCUACUGGCAGCGGAUGGUAUGUUUGGACGGCGUACGAGGUGCUAUUUGGUGACAGACGAGAAACCCACUGGUGGCGGCAUCACACCCAAGUUUGUUCUGAAAGACGCGUGGCCGGAGGCAGAGGAGGAUCCUGUCCAUGACAAGCGAGACGAGGUGCAGAUUAUGCACCGGAUCACCACAGAGCUGGCGCAGUCAGAUGUCGAGGACUUGGUCUAUCCCAAGCUUGAUGCUGGCGGCAGAGUCCAUAUCGAUUCCAAUGGCGAGGUCUUCGAGGACAGCAUGAAGCGCAUACUGGGUCCAUUGUUUUCAUUGCGCAUGCCGGCUGGAGCUGCAAUUCCGUUCCGCGCGCACAAGCGGUUGGCCAUGUCACCGAUCGGCGAGUCGCUCAGCACGGUCGAGUCAGUACAUGAGUUCAUUGCUGUUCUGGGCGAUGCCAUGCGCUGCCACUCGGAGCUGCUGAAUCGGUGCAACAUCCUCCACCGGGACAUUUCAAGCAACAAUAUUCUUGUCGUGCGUGAGGAGGGCAAACCGGCGCGCGGACUGCUCAUCGACUUUGAUUGCGCACUCGAUCUGAGUGGUUCGCAAGGGCCGAACUUGGAGACACGAGGAACGAUCCCAUUUAUGAGCAUCAACAACCUUGCCAAAUCAGAUGUGGAGCGAACUGCUCUGGACGAUUGGGAGUCGCUGAUAUACCUGAUCUGCUGGUGCGCUACAAAAGGCUUUGCUCCAGAUAGCAGGCGGUCAUCUGAGGAACUGAGGGAACUACCAAUCAAUCGCUGGCGUACUGGAUCUGCGGAUGAUAUUGGUGAUUACAAAAAGGACCAUUUACGCACUCUUAGUACUAUCAGUGGCAGGAUCACAGAAAACUUCCACCUCGUCAAGGAUAUUGAUGUCCUGCAAAACCUGGCGGAAGAUCUCUAUAUGGAUUUGUUCCAAAAUGCGAACCUGCGUAAGGAUGGCACGUGCGAUGGGAGUCGUUACAGAGGCUCGGAGCUUCAGAUAAAUAGAAAAAUGGGUAUAAAGCGUAACCCAUUCAAGGAGCGCUUGGAGAAGAAGAGCGAGAUCACCACAGCACUGUUGAAGACGAUGACCGAGGCCUGGAAGAGUUCAAGGAGUAAACUAUAAUCAAUUUCAACUUAAU